Hypoxylon trugodes is the source of this 503-nucleotide messenger RNA. RefSeq lists its product as uncharacterized. The transcript has a single exon. The record is from RefSeq and is a predicted model, not a curated record. The coding region runs from base 134 to 397 and encodes 87 amino acids. NCBI's taxonomy places the organism in Eukaryota, Fungi, Ascomycota, Sordariomycetes, Xylariales, Hypoxylaceae.
UUUUUUUUUUUUUUUUUUUUUUUUUUUGUUUUGUUUUUUAGCAUGGUGAACCUGCAGGGGUUCUAUUUAGCGUCGUCUCCCCAACCAAGACGUAUAAGGUUAAUUGAUUAUUGAUUUGGAUAAAUAUACUUGGAUGAGACACUUUCCCGGUUUGUCACCGGCGAUAGUAUUGUUUACCAUUUUCCGCUUCUCAGCCUAUAUUCCGCCUUUGCUUCAAAAUAAUCCCUCUCAUACUCUCGUAAGCAUAAACAUCAACUCCUUCCAUCGCUUUCCGCCCCGAAACCCCCCAGGUCUGGCCACCUCUCUCGGAACUAAUCCACCCAGGAUGCCAGCCGGUUGCAAGGGCCGACUGAGGCUGCUGUCACGAGAUCGCAUACUCUACCUCGGAGACGCAUAAGGAACCAUUGCUGAGACCCUAGCUCGUCUUUGACUGCAUACCCGCGAGCCAGAAAGUCGACACAGGAACAUACAGGGUCCGAGGGCGAGGCUAGUAGAUUUUCGGU